CUUCAGGAUGAUGCCCGCCACCUGGUUGACGUAUUUCACACUGACCUGUCUACAGCGAAACCAAGUUUGUCGGACUCUCACGCCGCAGCAUUCAUUCGUGGGGAAAAGAUCCUCGGUCGAAACCAACUAUCAGACUGGCGCCCGCGCACUGAAUCAUCAACGUAUUGCAGGACACCACGAGCUUCGCAAGUCAGCUCUAUUCCUGUGCCACAAGCCGGGGAUCCGGCUGCAUCUCAGGAUCACCGUGGGAACGUCCCAAACCAAAACAAGGCACCAGAGCGCAUCCACGGCAAAGGAAUAUUGGCCCAGUGUGUAUUUCCCGAGAUCACCACGGUUAGUUGCUGGCUGCAGCCAUCGAGUUUGUCGAGCUGUUGAUGAAGGCAAAAGGGCAGGACAACAACAAGCACGUCGCAUAACGGCUCUGAAUAUCCUCCGUGCUGGCAGCCUCAGAGGCGGAAGUAGUAGUAGCAGCAGCAACUUGGCCGCCGGAACGCAAGAAGCCAGGGCCUCGUAUCCAAAUAUUGCUACGGGGUGGAAACCUUGCAGCAGCAGCAGCAGCAGCACAGCCAGGCUUGAGGGCAGGAGGAUCGUGACAUCUUUCACAUUCUGCUCGCGGGCAGCAGCAGCCUUCCAUUACUCUUCCGCCCGUUUACAGCUCCAGAUCUAUAUCCAACGUCAGCUUCAGCAACAGCAGCAGCACACCUACACCACCGCUUCUUCUUCUUCUCCCAGGAGCCACAGCAACAGCAACAGGAACAGUAACAACAACAACAAGAUGGCGUGGCGCUCCUCUGGCGCCACAAACACGGACCUGAUCGAGAACCUGUGGCGCAACGGGAUGCUCAAGUCCCCCGUCGCCAAGGCAGCCUUUCUCAGAGUGGACAGGGCGCAGUACUGCCCCUCGGCGGCGACCGCGUACCAGGACCGGCCGCAGGGGAUCGGGCACGGGGCCACCAUCAGUGCGCCGCACAUGCACGCCAACGCGGUGGAGAGCCUGCUGCCUUACAUCCUGCCUCUUGAUGGUGGUGGUGGGGGCAAUAGCAGCAGCAGCACCGGUGGCGGCCAUGAGCAACAAGGGGCAGCGCUGUCGCCGCCGCUCAGAGGUGUGCCCAACCGGCCCCGGCGAGUCCUCGACAUUGGCUCGGGCAGCGGAUACCUGACGCACGUCCUGGCCGAGCUCGCCGGGCCGGACGGCGUGGUCGUCGGGCUCGAGCACAUCCGCGAGCUGCAGCAGCUCGGGGAGGGCAACAUGCGCAAGUCGGCCGAGGGCCGGGCGCUGCUGGACUCGGGCAAAGUCAGGUUCCGCAUGGGCGAUGGGCGGAAAGGCUGGACGGAGCCUGCCUCGUUGUCUUCCUCGCCCUUGGAUUCGGCGUCCUUACUGGGCGCGGCCGCCGUGGGAGGGCAUGGGGGAGGCGUGAUUCCUGGCGUUGGCGGCUCGGCUCCUCCGCCACCACCAGCUGCUCCUGCUGGUGGCGGUGGUGGUUCUUCCACUUCUUCUUCUUCUUCAACAAAUACAACAACGACAUCAAAAACAACACAAACCGAAGGACAGAAUGGACCAAAGGGUAAUGACGAAGGCGGCUGGGAUGCGAUCCACGUCGGCGCUGCGGCAGUCACCCUUCACGACGACCUGCUGCGGCAGCUGCGCAGCCCGGGAAGGCUGUUCAUCCCCGUCGAGGACGAAGACGGGUCGGGGGACCAGUACAUCUGGACCGUGGACAAGGAUGAGAACGGAAAGAUCACGAAGAAGAAGCUCUAUGGUGUGAGGUAUGUCCCGCUCACGGACGCGCCGAAGCCGUGGUGUGAGAUCUGAAAGGCGGAAAAAUGAGCACGGGUGACAUUUGUUGGCUGUCCAAGCCAAGGGAAGGGGGUUUUCCGCGCCGUUGUUUGUGUCGAAGCAUUUUGCGGUGUUGAGACCCGAGUGAUGCCUCAGAGCUUGAAGUUUAAGGCAUCUCGCUCGAUUUCAGGUUCCAUAAGGCCCCGCCGAUGGCAGAG
Messenger RNA from Microdochium trichocladiopsis, 1995 nucleotides. RefSeq lists its product as uncharacterized. Gene Ontology annotation, biological process: protein modification process. The transcript has a single exon. The coding region runs from base 8 to 1813 and encodes 601 amino acids. NCBI's taxonomy places the organism in Eukaryota, Fungi, Ascomycota, Sordariomycetes, Xylariales, Microdochiaceae. The record is from RefSeq and is a predicted model, not a curated record. Gene Ontology annotation, cellular component: cytoplasm. Gene Ontology annotation, molecular function: protein-L-isoaspartate (D-aspartate) O-methyltransferase activity.